AGCUGCUGGAGACUCUCGCGAGAAGAUGGUCUCGGUGGCUGUUCGGGAGUCUUCUCGCGAGGUUUCGGCCGCGGUGAGGCGGAGCGCUGCCGUCGCUAUGGAGCAGUCGCUGCACGGCCCGCCGGGGCUUUUCACUAUCCUGGCGAAGACGGACUGGGCUGAGCCCUGGCUGCUGGGGCUGGCAGUUUUUCACGUCCUCUGUUUCCUCCUGACGUGCUUCUCUUUCCAGCACUACCGGGUGCAAAUAGGGCACUUUCUGUGCAUGGUGGGUUUAGUGUACUGUGCUGAAUAUAUAAAUGAAUUAGCAGCCAUGAACUGGAGGCUGUUUUCUAAAUACCAGUACUUUGAUUCAAGAGGAAUGUUUAUUUCACUAGUAUUUUCAGCACCUCUGCUGGUGAAUACUAUCAUAAUUGUGGUCAACUGGGUUUACAGAACUUUAAAUGUAAUGACUGAACUGAAGACGCUACAGCGGAGAAUUAAAGCAGAAAAAGAUAAGAAGAAGUGAAAGUGUCUAAUACUUUCUUUCCUUUUUUUACAUUUUCAUAGUACUUCUCCACGUAAUCUGUCCUUCUGUAUAUUUAUUCAGAAGCAGCAAUUUUUUUGUCUGAUAUCUGGGACUUUGCAGCUUGUGGCUAUGGACAGUGAUGAAAACAAGUACCCAUAGUACAUCUAAUCUUCUCAGUGAAAUUGAGAAAACUGGGCUUACUCGGUCUUCGUGUCCUUCAGUGCAAGCUAAUUUUUCACCGUGACCAAAUGUAUUAAUAGCAUUGAGGAAGAACCUUUCAGUUUCCAUUUGCCUAUAUCUUUUUUUUUUCCCAAAAAACUAUGUCUUAACUGUAUUUAUCAACUAUCCAGUCUUCUGUUAACGUAUGCCAGCUGGAGCUAUGUUGUGAAUUCAAGUAAAUGGAAGGAUUAUAUUCAGAAUACCUCAGGAAUCCAUGCUUCUGUGAAGCAUUUCACUUCUUUAUAAAUCAUGUUUCAUACUUCCUAUAUGUAUUGUAUGUCAAUGGAUAGUUCUGAUACAGUAGCAUUUUAUAAAUAAAAAUAUCCACGGUAUCUUAAGUAGAUUUUUUUAAAAAUCUUUGUCUCAUAAAAAUUACUGGUUUUGUAAAAUCUUGUAUUUAAGUUGUGUAAGUAAUUCAAAUCGUGAUUUUAAUGCAGUUAUAUAAAUACCGUUUCUUAAACUGGAUGAAAUUUUGAUGAUCUCUUUCCCUUAUUUGAAGAAUAGAAGGGAAAGGGAAAAGCUUUAAGAAUGUUCUACAUUAUUUUGUUCAUAAUUUUUAAUAAAUUACCGAGAAGUCAUA
Numida meleagris (helmeted guineafowl) is the source of this 1304-nucleotide messenger RNA. It is a transcript of the gene TMEM18, whose product is annotated as transmembrane protein 18. The coding region runs from base 26 to 505 and encodes 159 amino acids. The transcript is spliced from 5 exons. The record is from RefSeq and is a predicted model, not a curated record. NCBI's taxonomy places the organism in Eukaryota, Metazoa, Chordata, Aves, Galliformes, Numididae. Gene Ontology annotation, cellular component: nuclear membrane.